AUGAGAAAAGAAUUGAAAUACAUCAUCUACGCGCACGUCAUUCUCGUCGUCUACCUUCUAUAUUUGUCAUUUGACUUGCUCACGUUACUACAUGACGACUCCUAUGCCGACGCAUUAAUCGAUUACGAGUUGAAUUCACAAAAAUUAGAUAAGCCACAAUUGAUACCGAAAAUUAUACAUCAAACUUAUAAAAACGAAAACAUACCUGAAAUUUGGAAACCAGGUCAACAAGCAUGUAUUGAUUUGCAUGAAGAUUAUCAAUAUAUCUUGUGGACCGAUGAAAUGGCACGAGAAUUUAUCAGUGAAGAGUUUCCUUGGUUUUUGGAAACUUGGGACAAGUACCCUUACAACAUUCAAAGAGCGGACGCCAUAAGAUAUUUUGCAUUGUAUCAUUACGGUGGUAUCUAUAUCGAUUUGGAUGAUGGUUGUGAACGUCGUUUGGAUCCAUUGUUGACGGUGCCUGCGUUUGUGAGAAAAACUAUCCCUACUGGUAUCUCCAACGAUGUUAUGGGAAGUGUGCCUAAUCAUCCAUUUUUCCUUAAAGCGAUGGAAUCAUUGAAAAACUAUCAACGCAAUUGGUUGGUUCCAUACAUUACCAUUAUGAUUUCAACUGGACCAUUGUUUUUGUCAGUUAUUUGGAAACAAUAUAAACGUUGGGGUGUACCUGAAGCCGGUAAAGUACGAGUUUUAAUGCCUCAAAAUUACAAGGGGUACCAAUAUUCGUUUUUCGCAAUUGCUCCUGGUUCCUCUUGGCACAUGAGUGAUGCCAAUUUUAUCAAAAGUUUGGCCAAUCACUUGGUAUUGGCAGUUAUCGGUGGAUUUUGUAUCGCCCUUGUCAUUUUGGGUAUUGAAUACCUUUUCUACUCAUUUAUCGUUUCCAGUUUUUUCAAAAAAUGUACCGCCAAAGUCGGUAACCUGAUUCUUGCAUUGAUCACUGGUAUUUUACGCUUUUUCAAUUUGGACAAAUUUGUUGAUUCGCAUUUGAAGGAUUAUACGUUUUUGUCUACGUCGCCGAUUGGAAAUGAUGAUGAAGAAUCUCAAUUGGGUGAAGUUAGACCCAAAAGAGGAAUUAGUUUAAAGAAUUUUCUCAAGAAUUCCAGUGUCAAACGUCGGUCUAGAAAGGAUUCCAACAUCCCUAUUGAAAUCGACAUACUUGAGAAGUUGGCUGAUGAUCCAGCAACGAUUGUAAUCACAAGUGACUCGGCACCAGCCUCAGCCUUACCGAAAGGUGUUGGUAGCGAGAAGCCCAAGCCCUCUUCGAGAAGCAGAAAAACAUCAGCAACUGCAGUCAAAGACAAGAACAAUUUAGAGGUUGUUGAAACUUUACGCAAAAUCAAUUCGUCUGAAGAGAGUGAAUUUGAUAACGAAGAAGAACUGGGUAAUGACUCCACUUUUGUUAAUGAAAUGGAAACGGAUGCGGAAUAUAUGCAAGCAUAUUCUGAUUUGAAUACCGAUGCUGAGGCCGAUGUUGAUACUGAUGAUUCUAGAAAAGGAUCUUCCAGGUAG
Lodderomyces theae is the source of this 1506-nucleotide messenger RNA. RefSeq names its product mannosylinositol phosphorylceramide synthase catalytic subunit (gene MIT1). NCBI's taxonomy places the organism in Eukaryota, Fungi, Ascomycota, Pichiomycetes, Serinales, Debaryomycetaceae. The transcript has a single exon. The record is from RefSeq and is a predicted model, not a curated record. Gene Ontology annotation, biological process: mannosyl-inositol phosphorylceramide biosynthetic process. The coding region runs from base 1 to 1506 and encodes 501 amino acids. Gene Ontology annotation, molecular function: mannosyltransferase activity.